AUGGUCAUAUCUCCGCCUACGCGACGAACAAGUUUUAUUUUACAUGCUCUCACAUUUCCAACGAAUUUCUCAGAUUCAGAAGAAACGAUUGCUUUAUUUCUAAUUAGUCUCGGUACGGUAUUGUCACUUUGGAUGUUGAUAUGUUGUAUUUGGUUGAUACGUUGUCGUGGCUAUCGUCAUCAAAAUGACACAUCUCAAUUGUUUUCUUAUCGAUCUUAUCCCCAAGUUGAUCAGAACUGCUUAUCAAAAAGAACUAAUCCAACUUCGACCGAUAAUAUUUGUUUUCAUGUCAAUCCACUCGAAAGUAAUCACAUCUCAUCAUUAAGAACAACAAGACUCAAUCGAUAG
This is a messenger RNA of Adineta ricciae, 348 nucleotides long. The record is from the annotation of a GenBank genome assembly. NCBI's taxonomy places the organism in Eukaryota, Metazoa, Rotifera, Eurotatoria, Adinetida, Adinetidae.